GAGGGCAUGCUCCUACCCACGGCGCUCGCCUCCCCGACCCCGCCCUCCGGCUCAGGCUCGCACACUUCUGCGUCCUCGUUCCCGUUUCUUCAACCACACCCCUUCCGUCCUUUCUCCUCCAGCUCGGCCCGGCGACUGCUCCUUUUACUUCCGGGUCGAGGGUCAACCAGAAAAAUGGUGCAGCCCGUGAAGGUCUCCCCGCUCAUCAAGUUGACGCGAUAUUCGUUCCUGGUCUUGGGCAUGGUCUAUGGAGCGAAGCGCUAUGCUUACCUAAAGCCUCGUGCAGAAGCAGAGCGGAAGCUGGCAGCAGAGAAGAAAAAGAAGGAGGAGGAAAUAAGGAAGAUUCAGCAGAGACUGGAAGAAGCCCGAGGUGACUCCAUAUUGAAAUAAAAGAUUUGGCUGUAUUUUCUUCUGCAAGAGUUGUGCUAUAAUAAAGCUGUCUAUGAUGUA
Molecule: messenger RNA, 450 nt
Organism: Gracilinanus agilis (Agile Gracile Mouse Opossum)
Lineage: Eukaryota; Metazoa; Chordata; Mammalia; Didelphimorphia; Didelphidae
Gene: ATP5ME
Product: ATP synthase membrane subunit e
Exons: 4
Coding region: 7-390 (127 amino acids)
Biological process (GO): proton motive force-driven ATP synthesis
Molecular function (GO): proton transmembrane transporter activity
Source: RefSeq, a predicted model, not a curated record